GAUGCUCGCUCGAUCGGCUCGUUCGCUCCGCAAGACCCUCACGGGCGUUCGCGCGUUCGCGUCGGGCGUCCCCGAUGUCAUGACCGCGGCGGUGAUCCGCGAGACGGGACCGGCGUCGAACAUGAAGAUCGAGAAGGAUUACCCCACGCCGAAGCUCACGGCGGGGGGCGUCAUCGUGAAGAAUAAGUACUCCGGUAUUAACUUUAUCGAUACCUACCAUCGAAGUGGUUUGUACAAGCGCGAGUUACCCUUUAUCGGCGGUCAAGAGGGUGGUGGAUACAUCGCGGCAGCGAGCGACGAAGCCAUAGCGCAAGGCGUCAAGGUCGGCGACCGCGUGAGCUACUCGUCUGUGUUUCAAACGUACGCGCAGUAUACGGCGGUGCCGGCGAGCAAGGUGAUCACGGUACCGGAGUCUAUUCCUUUGGACGUCGCGGUGUCGUGCGGGGUGCAAGGAAUGACGGCGCACUACCUCACGCACUCGGCGCACGCCGGGCUGGUGAAGCCGGGCGAGUGGAUGUUGAUUCACGGCACCGGCUCGGGCACGUGCCAAUGGGCGGCGCAAAUGGCCAAACUUCGAGGAUACAAGGUCAUUGGAACGUGCUCUAAGAGCAAGGAGGACAUCGCGCGCGCCACGGGCGUCGAUGAGCUCAUCGUGUACGAUGAAGCGCCGGGUACGUCCUACGAAGACUACACCUCGGUCGACCUCGUGCCGCGAGUGAUGGAAAUCACCAAGGGCGAAGGUGUCAAGGCUGUCAUCGAUGGCAUCGGCCUCGCCACGUACGAGACCUCCAUCGACGUCUUGGCUCGCCGCGGUAUCUUCGUUUCCUUCGGCAAUGCCUCCGGCGCCGUCCCGGCGUUCCCGCCGCUUCGCUUCAUCAACAAGUCUGGUUACUUGACCCGCCCGAAGUUGAACGACUACACCGUCACUCGCGAAGAGCUCAUGGAACGUGCGAACGACAUCUUCGGCUGGAUUUCUUCUGGCGAGCUUCAAGUCGCCGUCGACCGCUGCUUCCCGCUUGAGCAGUGCGUUGAGGGUCACAACUACCUCGAAGCCGGUAAAUCUCGCGGAAAGGUCUUGUACGAGAUUAGUGAUUGAUCAAGCUCGUACGAAGCGCGAACACCGUCGAAAAACACACGUAACCAAUAUUACUA
This is a messenger RNA of Ostreococcus lucimarinus CCE9901, 1152 nucleotides long. RefSeq lists its product with no specific name. Bases 2 to 1096 code for a protein of 364 amino acids. Gene Ontology annotation, molecular function: quinone reductase (NADPH) activity. Gene Ontology annotation, cellular component: cytoplasm. The transcript has 2 exons. The record is from RefSeq and is a predicted model, not a curated record. Lineage: Eukaryota; Viridiplantae; Chlorophyta; Mamiellophyceae; Mamiellales; Bathycoccaceae. Gene Ontology annotation, biological process: cellular response to oxidative stress.